AUGAAACAACACUCUGCUACUGUUGAAACAUCAAAUAAAGCUGUCGCCGAUUCUGCUGAGGUUUGCAUGUCCACGACCGAAAAAGUCGAUAAACUGAUUGGAGAUACUAAUUCCUUCAUGGAGAACUUCCAAACCACUUACAAUUCCAACACCACAUCAGCAAACGAAGCAUUGAAGAGUCUGGGUUCUCUCUUCAAGACUGAGAAGGCAAAACUCCAAGAGAUUCAUACCGGUCUUAAAACUGACCAUGAAUCAUUUCAAGCCACUAUCUCGUCUCAGCUUUCUCAGCUCAAAGACGAAUUGGUGUAG
This is a messenger RNA of Lactuca virosa, 309 nucleotides long. Lineage: Eukaryota; Viridiplantae; Streptophyta; Magnoliopsida; Asterales; Asteraceae. The record is from the annotation of a GenBank genome assembly.